AUGUCUGAUCAGACCAACCUCUGGCUGUAUCGGGAGCCCAAUCCCGCCCAUAUGCAUCUGUCUGCAUCUCAUUCAGGUUCAGAUGAGAAGCAGCUACCGCAGGAGCCGGAUUAUGACAAGUACGCCGCAGUGAUGGAGCUGUGGUCCAAGAUCCAUCCAAAGGCUCACCUGUCCUGGAGAGAAGGCCUGGAGACGGCUCGGCAACUGCAGGCGGGAGAGCGCUCUGUUUCGGCGUUGCGCAGACUUGUGAUCAAGGCCAUGAGAGAAGAGGUCACAGACGUGGAAUUCGUGCGCUACAAGUUUCGGACCGCUUCCGACCGAAAUCCCAUCAUGCAAGACGACGUGUCAAGGCUCAUCCCUUUGGCUCUGGGCUGCCUGAUGGGCAUGGGGUCUCCAGACGACGCAGAUGAACAGGCCCUCAGAUGCCCUGGCCUAUGGGAUGGACAUUUUGUUCCCGGAACUGUCUUCAGGCCGGAUCUUAGGUUGGCCGUGGAGUACGCAGAGAAAUCAUGCAACUAUUGA
Molecule: messenger RNA, 522 nt
Organism: Trichoderma harzianum CBS 226.95
Lineage: Eukaryota; Fungi; Ascomycota; Sordariomycetes; Hypocreales; Hypocreaceae
Exons: 1
Coding region: 1-522 (173 amino acids)
Source: RefSeq, a predicted model, not a curated record